CAACACUCUCUCUUCCAUCCCUUCUACUCUCUCCAUAUCCUCUUCUAAUCCUACGCACUCCUCAACUAACUUUACGCACCAGACAUACAUAAAAAGACUAAAUUUUACACAUCGGUAUUCGCUAUCGUGCGCCAUUUCUUCUCCGGCAACGGCAACUCGUUGGAAAUGGGUGGUGCAGGCGGAAACGGGAACGGCGGAGGGGGAGGGCCGCAGCCGUCGGGUGCGGCUGAGGCGCUGUACUCGGCGGCGAGGAUUUCGGUAUGGUGGGAUAUAGAAAACUGUCAAGUGCCUAGAGGAUCUGAUCCUCAUGCGAUCGCUCAGAAUAUAAGUUCUGCGCUUGUGAAUAUGAACUACUGUGGACCGGUUUCUAUUUCCGCUUACGGUGAUACAACUAAGAUCUCUUCUUCUGUUCAACAGGCGCUUAAUAGUACUGGAAUCGGCCUUAAUCACGUUCCUGCAGGUGUUAAAGAUGCAAGUGAUAAGAAGAUUCUUGUGGACAUGUUAUUCUGGGCAGUUGACAAUCCUGCACCUGCUAACUAUUUGUUGAUUUCGGGAGAUCGUGAUUUUUCAAACGCACUUCAUCAAUUGCGCAUGCGCAGAUAUAAUAUUCUUCUCGCACAACCUCAAAAAGCUUCUGUUCCCCUUGUUGCUGCUGCAAAGACUGUAUGGCUUUGGACAAGCCUUUCAUCUGGAGGACCUCCACUCACAAAUAGUGAAUCAAGUCAACUUGUUAAUAGCAGCUACGGUUCUUUACCCACUUUAGACACAUUAUCAACGUCAUCUAGUGACUCCAGUCUGAUAAACCAGCUUGACACUUUCCAUGAAAACCCACAAAUGAAGUUUAACAAUUUGGGAAGGGGUACAGAUAUUAAGCAGAAGGGCAAACCAGUUCGUAGAAGUGUGAAUCAACCCAAUAUAUCACGAACUUCAUCUGGCACACAAGAAAAUCAUAGUGCUGCAAACUUUCAUCAACCAGGAUAUGGAUAUCCUAAGCAGUUCAAUGAUUCAGUGGAGUUGCCUGGAGCUCAUAAUUCAAGAACUCCUUUCAGUGGGCCUGUACCGAGCGGUGUUCCUGGUAAUCCUGAGGCAUCCUGGACGAAUGGAAACAACUCACAGAACAAUUAUCAAAACAAUUAUCCUCCAGGAAGGCCAAACAACCUCCCAGUAUCACCGAUAAUUCCACCUGGUAAUUUCUUACCACCUAAUUCGCAUGUGCAUCAUUCACAUUCAAUGCCUCCUAGGUCUGAUGCAAUUGGCUACACCUCAGUCCCUCAAAUAUCUAUGCCUGAUAUGGGUAAGCUAAAAGUCAGUGAAAACUCCACUAAUGGUCAUAAUCGUCCUUUUUCUCAAACGUGGAAUGGAGAAUCAAGACAACCUCCUAACAUUGAGAAUUCUUAUACAAAUACAAAUGGGCCUCAUAAAGGACACAAUUCGCAGAAGAAAACACCAUUUUACGUUGAAAAAGAGGUAAACAGGCAUCCACAUCCCAGCCCUGAGAUUCCACCACCGUCAUGUAUAGCAAAUAGCAGUAAUGGACCUCUCAAUGGUGUGUGGGGAGCUCCAGGAUGCCCAAAACCUUCUGAUUAUGUUCAAGGCCUUAUUGGAGUCGUUUUACUUGCCUUAAACACCCUUAAAACUGAGAAGAUUAUGCCUACUGAAGCAAACAUCUCUGAUUGCAUCAAAUAUGGAGAUCCAAAACACCGCAAUACUGAUGUUAAGAAGGCUCUCGCGAGUGCAGUUGAACAACAGCUGGUAGUAACACGGAAUUUAGGUGCUUUGCAAUUAUAUGUUGGUAAAAAUGAGAACCUAUGGAGGUGUGUGAAUCCCAUUGGUGGUAAUAUGAAACAAUAUCCCAAAGAAGCAUGGGAUGACCUCCAGAAAUUUCUAUCAUCUUCUGCCGGACGAGCCGCCAUAAGCGCUACUCAGUGCAGGUUUGAAGCAGCAACAGUUAUUAAGAAAAUGUGCUUAAAGGAGCUUGCUUUAGGUGAAAUACUUCAGAUCUUGCACAUGGUUGUUAACAUGAAGAAAUGGCUUGUACAACCUCAAUCCGGAUGGCAACCAAUUAAGUUUACUCUCGCAGAGAUCGUCCCCGAUUCAGGGGUGGUAGCUGCUACAUAAGAUCUGCGAGAUCUGGUUAUGGACGGGGAGAGAUGGCUUAUAGGUAUUUUUUAUCAGUUCCUUCAUGAGCUUACCGACUGAACUGGUGAUAGAUCAAUCUAGUACAUUUCUCCUCUUAAAGGGUCGCAAUAGGUUAAGUUGCUGUAUUUAUGGUUUAAGUAGAUUGUUCUGUAGUAGAUAGUUAUAGUUUGGCUGUUUUAUCUUUUUCCCGGGAAAUCACAAAGCACUGUGACGGGAGCUUAUGUUGGAUAAGAAAAACCUUCUGAGGGAUUGGAGUUUGGCUGGGAUUAUGGAAUAUCUUAAGCGAGAGAUUGCUUGCUAUACAUGGGUGGUGGGUGCUUCAUAUUUUGGGCUAUUUCGUCGUUGCCCGGUUAUUGAUUAUUGAUUAAAGGGAUCUAGAAUUGUGGAAAAUCACGGACUGUGAUUCUGGACCUCUUCGAGUAACGUAUGUGAGAAUAUCCUAGUUGCUUUUGUAUCAAGCAUAUACAUUUUGGAAUCUAGGCAUCUCAGAGCUGGUAUCAUGUAUAAAAUUCGCCGAAAAAGGAUAUAUGCUUGUUUGGUUCAUAUUAAUGACAAAAGUACUGGUGGUAAAGUCUCUGAAGCUGUUGGAGGCUUGGAGCUGAUUUAUUGUUAGAGUAGUUUUCAAAGGUGUAUCGGUGCAGCAUGAAGAUAUUCAGAUGUUGCUGACUGGGUAGAGAAUCGAAUGCCUAAGACCCUCGUGUUUAAACAAACAGGACUAAGCAAACAAAAAAUAUGUGGCAGAUUAUGGUAUUAUGCAUAAAUCAGAGUUUGUGCGAAGACUGAUAGAUCAAAAUCUUCCUUACAACCGUAUAUCACUUUUCACUUGGAAUUAUGGAAGUUAGAAACAAAUGACUACAUCCUUGAAGGUAUGAUGGAUAAUUCUCGUUAUGACUGCAUACAAAGAGAACUGUAUGCAAUUGUCUCACUGCAUGCUUUAGGUCUCAUUUGCCCUGCUGUUUUAAACUAUUGUAGAUAUGUGUUGUAAUUGCUGUAAACUUGGAAGGAGUUCAUUUUCAGCAUUAACUUUAUAAAUAAAACUUUGCUUGGUUUUUCUUUGUU
This is a messenger RNA of Solanum pennellii, 3198 nucleotides long. RefSeq lists its product as uncharacterized. Bases 166 to 2118 code for a protein of 650 amino acids. The record is from RefSeq and is a predicted model, not a curated record. Gene Ontology annotation, molecular function: RNA nuclease activity. The transcript is spliced from 3 exons. Gene Ontology annotation, cellular component: peroxisome. Gene Ontology annotation, biological process: regulation of gene expression. NCBI's taxonomy places the organism in Eukaryota, Viridiplantae, Streptophyta, Magnoliopsida, Solanales, Solanaceae.